Messenger RNA from Globicephala melas (long-finned pilot whale), 7742 nucleotides. It is a transcript of the gene PDE4D, whose product is annotated as phosphodiesterase 4D. Gene Ontology annotation, biological process: signal transduction; regulation of cardiac muscle cell contraction. Lineage: Eukaryota; Metazoa; Chordata; Mammalia; Artiodactyla; Delphinidae. Gene Ontology annotation, molecular function: ATPase binding; 3',5'-cyclic-AMP phosphodiesterase activity; transmembrane transporter binding. The record is from RefSeq and is a predicted model, not a curated record. Gene Ontology annotation, cellular component: perinuclear region of cytoplasm; cytosol; nucleus.
AGCCUGCAAGUGUCCUGAGCUGUUCAGAGCCGCCGGCAGGCACAGCCUAGGGCAGACGAGGCGGCUGCGACGAUUCCAAAGGUUCUGCUGGAAAUUCGGCGCUGGGGGACCCCAGUGGGAGCCUGUUGCCAUUGUGUUUUAAAAGCAUGCAAGGUCUGUAUAGCUCGGGCGUGAGAAUCUUUCAGAAGCUGUCAGAGCAUCUGAGUAAAUGACACCUACUGGGAAAUUGAAUUGGGGGUAAAAAGAGAGAGAAAAAAGAGAAGAGAAAGACAGCGGGGGAAGAAAUUCUUAGACAACGUCUGACUUGCAGCUGUGAAAAUUCAUUUCUUUCCCAGGCAAAAUAUGAAAAGCCCGCACAUGGAUUUGAUAACAACAAAUUAGAGGGGUUUCUGCAGGGAAAGGAUCAAUAGCUUAGUCAUUUGACUGAAAGAGAGCAGACAGCCUUAUUAAGGGGUUAGGCAGCAGAAAUGAAUUUCCUCCUGACAGCACCUUCUGAAGUCAUGAUGGGAGCUCAUGGUGAUCCUGUCCUGCAAAGCAGAAAUUGCUCCUUGCCUUCCUACUUUUGCAGUUGAAAACCAGCAAUUCUGAGAUUGGGGAGAGAAGUUGGCUUUUGGUUAUACAUGGUUGCUAGCCCCUCUGCCCAGGUCUUUGUCCGACACGUCUCAGAAGGCAGCACUGCGUUAAAGUGACCACACAUGAAUAUGUGUCUAAGAAAGAAGAAAAAGCAGUAUUCAUUUCUAAAGGACAGCAUGGCAAAGCAACCUGAAGUUUCCCAUUUCCCUUCUAACACUUCUUUAACAAGGAUAACAAGAAACUGUCUUUUGACUCCUUUUUUCCCACAUUCCAGAGUCCUUCCUGCAAGGAUGCAUUAAUUUCCACUCUAGGCAGUUGGAUUUUACUGGGACAAUAUUUGUCACCAUUUAGGAUUAGCGAAUGAACUGGUUAUUUUAGUGUGUUGACUAACUAGUGGAACCUAAAUGGGUGGACCGAUACCUGCAGUACUCUGUGAUGUUUCUUUCUUCAAACCCUGGAAAGGCUUUUGUUGUUGCUCUUUGUUUUUUUUUGUGGGGGGGUGAUUUUUGGGGAUUCAGUACUUGUUGCAAUAAUUGCCCAUGAUAGCUGCUCAAACAGGAGAGUUGGAAUUCAUCUUUGAAAAUCACUACAUGUAACAUACGAGACAAGGAAAAUAUUAAUGACAGAAGAUCUGCCAACAUGAUGCACGUGAAUAAUUUCCCCUUUAGAAGGCAUUCCUGGAUAUGCUUCGAUGUGGACAAUGGCACAUCUUCUGGACGGAGUCCCUUGGAUCCCAUGACCAGCCCGGGAUCUGGGCUAAUUCUCCAAGCAAACUUUGUCCACAGUCAACGCCGGGAGUCCUUUCUGUAUCGAUCCGACAGCGAUUAUGACCUCUCGCCAAAGUCUAUGUCCCGGAACUCCUCCAUUGCCAGUGACAUACAUGGAGAUGACCUGAUUGUGACUCCCUUUGCACAGGUCUUGGCCAGCCUGCGAACUGUACGGAACAACUUUGCUGCAUUGACUAAUUUGCAAGACCGAGCACCUAGCAAAAGAUCACCCAUGUGCAACCAACCAUCCAUCAACAAAGCCACCCUAACAGAGGAGGCCUACCAGAAACUGGCCAGCGAGACCCUGGAGGAGCUGGACUGGUGUCUGGACCAGCUAGAGACCCUGCAGACCAGGCACUCCGUCAGUGAGAUGGCCUCCAACAAGUUUAAAAGGAUGCUUAAUCGAGAGCUCACCCAUCUCUCUGAAAUGAGUCGGUCUGGAAAUCAAGUGUCAGAGUAUAUAUCAAACACAUUCUUAGAUAAGCAACAUGAAGUGGAAAUUCCUUCUCCAACUCAGAAGGAAAAGGAGAAAAAGAAAAGGCCAAUGUCUCAGAUCAGUGGGGUCAAGAAAUUGAUGCACAGCUCCAGUUUGACUAAUUCAAGCAUCCCAAGGUUUGGGGUCAAAACUGAACAAGAAGACAUCCUUGCCAAGGAACUAGAAGAUGUGAACAAAUGGGGUCUUCACGUUUUCAGAAUAGCAGAGUUGUCUGGGAACCGGCCUUUGACUGUUAUCAUGCACACCAUUUUUCAGGAACGGGAUUUAUUAAAAACAUUUAAAAUUCCAGUGGACACUUUAAUUACAUACCUAAUGACCCUGGAAGAUCAUUACCACGCUGAUGUGGCCUACCACAAUAAUAUUCACGCUGCAGACGUCGUCCAGUCAACGCACGUGCUGUUAUCUACACCUGCUUUGGAGGCUGUGUUUACAGAUUUAGAGAUUCUUGCAGCAAUUUUUGCCAGUGCAAUACAUGAUGUAGAUCAUCCUGGUGUGUCCAAUCAGUUUCUGAUCAAUACAAACUCUGAGCUUGCCUUGAUGUACAAUGAUUCUUCUGUCCUGGAGAACCAUCAUUUGGCCGUGGGCUUUAAGUUGCUUCAGGAAGAAAACUGCGACAUUUUCCAGAAUUUGACCAAAAAGCAAAGACAGUCAUUAAGGAAGAUGGUCAUUGAUAUUGUACUUGCAACAGACAUGUCAAAGCACAUGAAUCUGCUGGCUGAUUUGAAAACUAUGGUUGAAACUAAGAAAGUGACAAGUUCUGGAGUUCUUCUUCUUGAUAAUUAUUCUGAUAGGAUUCAGGUCCUUCAGAACAUGGUGCAUUGUGCCGACCUGAGCAACCCAACCAAGCCUCUGCAGCUAUACCGCCAGUGGACGGACCGCAUCAUGGAGGAGUUCUUCCGCCAAGGGGACCGAGAGAGGGAGCGGGGCAUGGAGAUAAGCCCCAUGUGUGACAAGCACAAUGCCUCUGUGGAAAAAUCACAGGUGGGCUUCAUAGACUACAUUGUUCAUCCUCUCUGGGAGACGUGGGCAGACCUGGUCCAUCCUGACGCCCAGGACAUUUUGGACACUUUGGAGGACAAUCGUGAGUGGUACCAGAGCACGAUUCCUCAGAGCCCCUCCCCGGCACCGGAUGACCAGGAGGAGGGCCGGCAGGGUCAAACCGAGAAGUUCCAGUUUGAACUGACUUUAGAGGAGGACGGCGAGUCAGACACCGAAAAGGACAGUGGGAGUCAAGUGGAAGAAGACACUAGCUGCAGUGACUCCAAGACGCUCUGCACUCAAGACUCGGAGUCCACCGAAAUCCCCCUGGACGAGCAGGCGGAAGAGGAAGCCGUGGGAGAGGAGGAGAGCCAGCCCGAGGCCUGUGCCAUCGGCGAUCACUCGCCCGACACAUAACAGGGCAGAGACUUCCAUGCCUUUUGUUUGUGUUUUUUGUUUUUUUAAGUAGAAACAUUGUUUCCAAAGUGCAUGUCACAUGCCACAACUACGGUCACACCUCACUGUCAUCUGCCAGGACGUUUGCGGAACAAAACUGACCUUGACGACUCAGUCUAGCGCUCAGGAAUAUCGUCACCAGUUUUUUCACCUCCAUGUCAUCAGAACGAGGGGGACAGCUCCACGAACGGCAGUGUCCGAAGACUGCAGCUCGGUCGAGCUGAAGAAGCAGAGAAAAUCAACUCCAAAGUGUUUUCUAGGGAGUGUGGCUCAUCAGGCAGCCCAAAAGUUGAGAUGAUUUGGGGGUUCUUUUCCUUUUUAUUUGUUUGCAAUAUUUUCAGCAGAAAGAAGGCAUUACAUGGACGGAGUGAAGCGACAGAUGGGUCAGGAACAGGACACAUUGUGAAGCUGUUACCAGGAAGAAGAUGAGCCACAGAAAUUGCAUAAUUUUCUAAUUUCAAGUCUUCCUGAUACCUGACUGAAUAGUGUGGUUCAGUGAGCUGCACUGACCUCUACAUUUUGUAUGAUAUGUAAAACAGAUUUUUUGUAGAGCUUACUUUUAUUAUUAAAUGUAUUGAGGUAUUAUAUUUAAAAAACUACGUUCAGAACUUCAUCUGCCACUGGUUAUUUUUUUCCUAAGGAGUAACUUGCAAGUUUUCAGUACAGAUCUGUGCUACACUGGAUAAACCUAAUUUACAAAUUUUACUUGCACCUUAGACUUCAUAGCAAUUAACUGAUUUGUAGUGACCCAUUGUUUUAUAUACCAAUGACUUCCAUAUUUUAAAAACAAAAAUUGACUUUAUGUUGCAGGAAACCCUUUUUGUAGGUCUUCGUUUACUGGCUUUUCGUUUCACUCCUUUCAGACAUGCAGAGUUGCUCCCCACUUACAUUUCUCUUCACCGUGUGCAAAGUGAAUACUCGUUCCAUAAUACUUUGAUGUGCAUCCUGUCUAAUGUGUCUCAAGCCUCAUGGACACUCAGUCAUCAGUUGGUGUUGUCUGAAGCACGUGAGAGAUAUAGAAAUACCCAGUAGCUAAAAUGGUCAGUCCUUUUUAGAUAUUUUCCUACUUAGCGUCUUCUGAGAACAUUUUGCUGUGGCGAUAGACCCUCAUUUCACAAGUGCAUGUCUCUGUAAUAACCCACACAUUUCAUGCUCGUUUUUGUUUUCACAGUCAUAGUAAGAACUUUUCCCCCUUGUGCUGCUUCAUUACCAGUGUGUGUUUGAACCUCUGUCCACGUUCACUGCGUGGGGUCUUAUCAGAUAUAUCACCACCAUGCUGACUGAUGCAAAGAACAGGUAGUCAAGUUAGAGUUAGCAUUCUUUUCUGCCAUGAGGUCAUAUAUAAUGACUAGCUUUUACUUUUGAUUUACAAAGAAACGUUAACAGCUAGCUAGGUAAUUUUUUAACAAUAUUAGCAGAAUAUAUUAAUGAAGACCAGUACAAUGAAUGCUCUUCUGUUUCUCUGAUUUCACCAUGGGAUUAAGAACUGUAUGAGGAAUAUUCCUGAGAAGUGAUUUUAAGUGUAGCAAUGACUCUUCCUUAAAGGACAGCCAUGUAACAUGUAGCACUUGAUUUAUCAGUUAUCAUUGAUCCAUAAGUAUGUCUUGUGGAGAAGAACUUCUUUAAAUACACUGACAGAAGGAAGUUGAUGAUGCCCGUGGCACCAGAGAUUUGGCAAUAUAAUGCCGUUUUAAAAUACUGGGCUGGGUAAGAAGAUUCCGCAUAAGUCAGACAUUAGAGAUCGCUGUUGGCUAAAUUUAGCAUCAAGAAAUGUAUUACAAUUUUAGAGAUUGAUUCCCAGUAUUUACGUUCAGUUGGCAUCUUGGGGCAUUUUUUUAGUUUGGACUUCCUUCCCACUUCAGCUCUUAAUAAAGUGUUUACCGUCUCUGUGAAGAGUUUGGAGCCCGAAUAAUCAUUUUUUAGAGCGACAUCCAAGAACCCAAGUAGAGGCUAAAGGAGUAUCAGACCAAACGGAAAAUAAAUAAAACACUACAUAAAAUUGUAACCCUGAAAAACAUUUAUAUUGGGGAUGUCAAAAGAAGCCAUCUGGGGACUAAUCACUAAGUCAGCAGCCAGGGAAAUGACCCAAGCUGAAGAUACUAGUUUAAUCCCCUGAGAUCCACUGACGCUUAGAAAUUUGGAUAGAAAAAUUAUGUAGCUCUGAUCUUUCACACAGAGCACAGGAUAGGAAUUGACCAAUUAAUUAUCAGAUUUCCACCCUCCUUCCCCUGUAAAAACCAGACUUUCAAAGAAAGUCUUAUGUUUGGCAAGUGGUUUCACAAGAAUAUUUGGAAACUUGUUUCCAUUUUAAUUUUAUUUGUCCCUGAUGGAGGUUUAGAGGAAAAGGCAAAGAAUCUAGUGUUUAUUCCUUUCUCCAAAAUAUUCUCAUUCCCUCCCCUCCCUAAUGCUUGGUAUUUCCCCCACAGAGUGCCUAGAAUCUUAAUAAUGAAAAAAAAAAAACCAGCAAUAUGUCACAAACAAAUCCAGACCUGAAAAGAUUUAUAACUGCACUAAAAAAGAGAGGCUUUUUUUUUUCAAUUUGUUGGGUUUUAAUGGUCACAUGUUGUAAAGAUAUCCACUGAUGGACAAUCAAAUUGUAGAAGAGACAUAAUAUCCAAAAGAUAGGGACUAGUGCACUAUACAGUAUACUUCUCCUCUCCCUUCCCUUUCGCCAAAGUGUGCUUCAGAAUUAUACACCGCUUUAAAAAGAAUAUCCUUCUACAAGUGACUUUACGUUUCCUAAAAUGCCAUAAGAAAAUGCAAUAUCUGGGUACUGUACGGGGGAGAAAAUGUCCAAGUUUGCAUAAAACCAGUACAUUUCAGCUUGCAAGUUACUAAACACAAUAAUGCUGUUUUAAUUUUCUUUAACGUCACUUAAAAUUCACAAGAAAAUAAUGUAGAUAGAACAAAUUGCAGACAAGGAAAAAAAACUUGAAUGAAGUGGAUUUUACAGAAAGCUUUAUGAUACUCUUUGAAUGCAUUAUUUAUUUUUUGUGCCAUGCGUUUUUUUCUCACCAAAUGACCUUACCGGUAAUACAGUCUUGUUUGUCUGUUUACAACCAUGUAUUUAUUGUAAUGUACAUACUGUAAUGUUAAUUGUAAAUUAUCAGUUCUUAUUAAAACAUCAUCCCGCAAUGGGAUGGUGUUGAUAUAUUUGGAAACUCUUGGUGAGAGAAUGAAUGGUGUGUAUACAUACUCCUUGUACAUUUUCUUUUCUUCUGUAAAAUAGUCUUGUCACCUUAGAGCUUGUUUAUGGAAGAUUCAAGAAAACUAUAAAAUACAUAAAGGUAUAUAAAAUUAAGAAAACAUAGCUGCAGGUCUUUGGUCCCAGGGCUGUGCCUUAACUUUAAUCAAUAUUUUCUUCUGUUUUGCUGCAUUUGAAAGUUAGAUAGUGGUGGGGCUAGGGCUGGGCAUUUCACAUCUGAGCUUUGAUCUGUUGGAUUUCUGGCAACAGCUGGAUUUUACAGAAACACAGACAACCUCUGGAGUAUUCUGAGACCCUUUUGAGAGACAAGCCCUUAGGUACUUUUUGCCAUGAAGCAGCAUGGCAUAUACGAUGGUGAUUUUUCCCUAUCAGAUACUAACUGAGCUACGUUAGUUAGUUACAUUUGAUUUUUUAUUUUCAGACACUACUGGGAAGAUAUACUCUUGUCCAGUGAUUGUAAAAAGUCUUUUUUGGCUUCUAGAGCACAUGGGCAAACGAAUUUGAUUUGAAAUUAGAGCCGUAGGUCACGUGUGUUAGUUAUUCCCUGGCUUCCUGUCAUGUUAAGGAAAUAUAUAAUAUGAAAAAGGUCAUGUUUUUAACCCUUCAACUAAGAUGAACCAAAUUUCCUUACGUAUUACUUACGUAAAUUUACUUACGUAUUACGUAAAUUUACUUACGUAAAUCCAUGUAUUUAAACACAGAGUUUUAUAUGAUGCCAAUUCACACAGCAUAAUGGAUUCACCAUUCUCUAGAAUCUGUUUCAGCAAAACUUGCAUUGCUUUAGAAUUUUUAAAUUCAACCUUGCACAGCUCCUAAAAGCUAUGAAAAAUUCCCAGUGGCCCAGCCCUCAGGAUGUGUGACUUAGUGGAAGGAGAGAUUCUUUUUCUAGAAAAAAUGAGCCUCCUUUUAUUUUCUUUCUUUCUCUCUUUCUUUCUUUCUUUCUUUCUUUCUUUUUUUUUUUUUUUUUGACACAAACUGUAGAUUUUAGCAGCCCUGGCCCAAAGGAAUUUGAUUACUUUUGUUUUAAACAGUACAACGGGGACACUAUAAUUACAAAAAAACAUCCUUACUGAUUUUAGUUGUUUUUAAUUUGAUUUCUUUGGAUAUGUUUUCGGAGUGGUAAAUUGUGUGUGAGCAUUACAAAUGAUGAUUCUUUUAGUGGUUUCAUAGCCUCUCUUACAGCCCAUGGGGAUAGUACUGUACAUCAAUACCUUCAUAUGAAAUUUUUAUAUGCAAUGGAAAUAAAAGCAUGGGUUGAUUCUGCCUA